Messenger RNA from Chaetomium strumarium, 3864 nucleotides. RefSeq names its product P-loop containing nucleoside triphosphate hydrolase protein. Gene Ontology annotation, biological process: microtubule-based movement. The coding region runs from base 292 to 3864 and encodes 1190 amino acids. The transcript has 7 exons. The record is from RefSeq and is a predicted model, not a curated record. NCBI's taxonomy places the organism in Eukaryota, Fungi, Ascomycota, Sordariomycetes, Sordariales, Chaetomiaceae. Gene Ontology annotation, molecular function: ATP binding; microtubule motor activity; peptidase activity.
CUUGAACUUGGAUUUGGUGGCAAUAACCCUAACCCUUUUCUUUUCCUUUCUCUCGCCUUCCAGUGACACUGGCAGCUUCGCCUCCGUCGUAAUGCCUUCGCUGCCUUUGAAACCAAAGCUGCCAGUGUAGUAUAUAUAUGGCAUGCUCCGCUCCCUUGUGGAAAGUACAGUACCUAGUACUCAUCUCACAACGCUUGUCUAGGUACUUGCCAUUCCGUCGAUAUCUUAGAGGGCUUCCUUAGGUUUCAUUACUACCUAGGUACCCUUGUCCAGUUAUUGACAUCGCUCGUCAUGGACGUCCACCUUCUUAUCUACGACCUUUCGAAAGGCCUUGCCCGGCAAUUAUCCAUGAGUUUGCUCGGCUUUCAACUAGAUGCGAUAUACCACACAUCGAUUCAGCUUAACGGAUUGGAAUAUGUUUACGAUGGCAACGUUGUCGCAAUCAAGCCGGGGUCGUCGCACUUGGGUCAACCAAUGCAGAAGUCGUUUCUUGGGAAAACCGAAUUGACUAUGGAUGUGAUCGAGGAGUACAUUGACUCUCUGCGGGAGAUUUACACAGUCGAGGCAUAUGAUUUAUGGAGACACAACUGCAACAACUUUUCAAACGACUUGGCUACCUUUCUUCUAGGUAAAGGCAUACCCGAGUAUAUCACCAGCAUGCCACAAGCCGUGCUAGACUCCCCGUUUGGACAGAUGCUCAUGCCCACGCUUAACCAGCAAAUCAGAGCAAACAAGCGUGGCGGUGGCAUCCUGGGCAUAGAGCAGCAAACCCCUGGCAGUUCGGUCAAGCCUCAAUCGCAACUUCAUCACCCAGUCGGCAAAGUCCAUGUCGUUUCCAGUCUGACGCAGCUGGAUGGAUUGUUGGCCAAGCAUCAAAACUCAUGUGCGGUUGUCUUUUUUACUUCAGCAACCUGUCCGCCGUGCAAGACACUUUAUCCGCUGUACGACGAGUUGGCGGCCGAAGUUGGGGACAAGGGUGCCUUGAUCAAGGUUGAUACCUCACAGGCUUUCGACAUUGGCAGUCGUUACUCCAUCACGGCCACGCCAACCUUCAUCACCUUCUUGAAGGGCCAGCAGGAGAAUCGAUGGAGCGGUGCAGACCCUAGCGCCCUGAGAGGCAACGUCCAACUGCUCGUCCAAAUGGCGUGGCCGCCACACCCGCAUCAAGCGCUCGACUUGCCCACGUUUUCCAACCCCGGGGCUGAAUUCGUCACCUUCUCCAAGGUGCCGCCUUUGCAGAAGCUCCUCAAUAAGAUGGGGCCCACGGCCGUCAAGCCUGCAGUACAAGAUGUGAAGACCUUCAUCGAGACACGGUCGUCCCAAGGACCUGCCGAGACAACCCUCCCUGACAUAGACGCGUUCACGACUGUCAUACGCGAGUCCCUCCAGAGCCUCCCAAUAGAAAUCCUCUUCACCAUCAUCGAUCUGCUCCGCUGCGGGCUCAUCGACCCACGCUUUAGCGGGUAUCUCGCCGAGGAGCGCGAUCAACGCACCAUCACCAGCGUCCUAGAGCACGUCACCAACCUCUCGGCAACAGAUUGCCCCUACGCUCUGCGCCUUGUCACCCUGCAGAUGGCGUGCAACCUCUUCACCUCGCCACUGUACCCAGACCAGGUUCUGGUCCACGAACGGCUACGCACCCUCAUCACUCAACUCAUCUCAUCCAGCUUCCUCGACGACAGCCACAACAACGUACGCGUCGCUGCAGCGAGUCUACUGUUCAACGUCGCACUCGCCAAUAGUAGGAAGAGGCGUGACGGACCGGGAGAUAUGCUACCCGAGGCGGAUCAGGUGGAGCUAGCUGCGUCGGCGCUCGAGGCCAUCACCCAGGAGGAAGCGUCGACCGAGGCCCUCGAGGGGAUGUUGCUGGCGCUGGGUUACUUGGCGUAUCGGUUGCCGGUUGAGGGGGAGUUGGCGGAUUUGCUGAGGACCAUGGAUGCCGAGGAUGUCGUGUUGACGAAGGGAAAGGUCAACCUCGAGCGGCGCUUCCGAGACGUGAUCGCCGACAUCAAUGAGACCCUGAUUGGCAUUUCUCUCGACCCGCGCCUGAUGCCGAACUCUGCAGGCUACCUCGAAGUCGCGCAGCGCAAUGUCCGCUCGGGUGCGAGCACUCCAUCGCUGCGCUCGCGCGAUGGCACCGUCCCGCCGCAUGCAAGGCCAGAUCCGGGAGGAAAUGUGAGAGUGGUGGUCAGAGUGAGGGCGUUCCUGCCGAGGGAAAUCGAGAGGAAUGCGGAAUGCCUCAUCCGCAUGGAUCCCGUUACGCAGCGGACAACGCUCCUCGUCCCAAAUGACUCCGACCCGGCCAACGCGCGGGCGCGCUCCCGCAAGGUCAUGGAGGAGAAGUCCUUCACCUUCGACAACAGCUUCUGGAGCCACGAUCCAGAAGACGAGCAUUACGCGACACAGGAGGAUGUCUAUGACAGUCUGGGCGAAGAGUUUCUCGAUCACAACUUUGAGGGGUACCACACGUGCAUAUUCGCUUACGGUCAGACCGGCUCCGGCAAGUCUUAUACCAUGAUGGGAACACCAGACCAGCCAGGCCUCAUCCCGCGAACCUGUGAGGAUCUGUUCGAGCGUAUUGCGGCGGCACAGGAUGAGACGCCCAACAUCAGCUACAAUGUGCGCGUCUCUUACUUUGAGGUCUACAACGAACACGUCCGCGACCUACUCGUCCCCGUUGUCCCCAAUCAGGCCCCUUACUACCUCAAGAUCCGCGAGUCUCCCACCGAAGGCCCCUACGUGAAAGACCUUACCGAGGUGCCCGUCCGCAGCCUACAUGAAAUCCUCCGGUACAUGCGCAUCGGCGACAACAACCGCACGACGGCCAGCACCAAGAUGAACGACACCAGCUCUCGCAGCCACGCGGUCUUCACCAUCAUGCUCAAACAGAUCCACCACGACCUCGAGACCGACGAGACGACCGAGCGAAGCUCUCGGAUCCGUCUGGUAGACCUCGCAGGCAGCGAGCGGGCCAAGUCAACCGAAGCCACCGGGCAGCGGCUGCGCGAGGGCAGCAACAUCAACAAGUCCCUCACGACGCUCGGGCGCCACCGCUCCUCCCGCUCCUCCUCCUCGCGCAAGGAUAACUCGGUGGUGCCCUACCGCGACAGCAUUCUCACCUGGCUGCUCAAGGAUUCGCUCGGCGGGAACUCCAAGACGGCCAUGAUCGCGUGCAUCGCCCCAUCCGACUACGAAGAGACGCUAUCCACCCUCCGGUACGCGGACCAGGCCAAGCGCAUCCGCACGCGCGCGGUGGUCAACCAGGUGGACAGCAUCAGCACGGCGGAGCGGGACGCGCAGAUCGCGGCGAUGGCGGCCGAGAUCCGGCAGCUGCAGCUCGUGGUGGGCGACAGCCGGCGGCGGGAGAAGGACGCGCGCGAGGCGGAGGAGAAGCUCGAGGAGUACCAGGCGCGGGUGCGCACGCUGCAGCAGGCCAUGGAGGAGCGCAGCCUGGUGGCCGAAGGCAAGAUCCGCAGCCUGCAGACGGAGAACGAAGCGCUGCGGUUGCAUCUGAAGCUGGCGCUGGAGAGCCUGCGGAAUCCCAUCCCGGCUGUCGCCGUCAGAGGGGAAGGGGACGCAGUCGGCGAAACUUUUCAGGAUGGAGGAAAUAACAAGGAAAAUGAGCCACAGCCUAAAGACGGCGGCGCCGGCGCCGGCGACGACGACGACGAUGGCUAUGCUUCUGGUGGUAGUACGACGGAAGCGGUUGGGUAUGAGCGCCACGCGGACGAUAUGGAUGAGCACAUGCGCGGCUUACUGCGGGAUCUGGACUUGUUCCGUCGCAAGAUCGGAGACGACAAGACAAGGUUUCUGGAUGAGCUGAGCCGGCGGCGGCCGUUGGGAAACAGGACGAAUAUCAUCUAA